Sinocyclocheilus anshuiensis is the source of this 2685-nucleotide messenger RNA. RefSeq names its product suppressor of cytokine signaling 6-like. Gene Ontology annotation, cellular component: phosphatidylinositol 3-kinase complex. Gene Ontology annotation, biological process: phosphatidylinositol phosphate biosynthetic process; intracellular signal transduction; regulation of growth. The record is from RefSeq and is a predicted model, not a curated record. The transcript has a single exon. Lineage: Eukaryota; Metazoa; Chordata; Actinopteri; Cypriniformes; Cyprinidae. Gene Ontology annotation, molecular function: 1-phosphatidylinositol-3-kinase regulator activity. Bases 1 to 657 code for a protein of 218 amino acids.
AUGGUUGUAACAAGCCUUACAGAGGAACUUAAAAAACUGGCCAAGCAGGGUUGGUACUGGGGACCUAUAACUCGAUGGGAGGCCGAGGAGAAGCUCAUCAACCUUCCAGAUGGCUCUUUUUAUGAUUCUUUCCAAAGCAGCGGACCCAUGGUUGUAACAAGCCUUACAGAGGAACUUAAAAAACUGGCCAAGCAGGGUUGGUACUGGGGACCUAUAACUCGAUGGGAGGCUGAGGAGAAGCUCAUCAACCUUCCAGACGGCUCUUUUUUGGUGAGGGACAGUUCAGACGAUCGCUAUCUCCUCAGCCUGAGCUUUCGGUCACAGGGAAAGACGCUUCACACCAGGAUCGAACACUCGAACGGCAGAUUCAGCUUUUACGAGCAGCCCGACGUAGAAGGUCACACUUCCAUCGUAGAUCUCAUCGAGCACUCUAUAAAAGACUCUGAAAACGGCGCGUUCUGUUACUCCAGAUCCCGUCUGCCGGGGUCUGCCAUGUACCCCGUUCGGCUGACCAAUCCCGUGUCGCGGUUCAUGCAAGUGCGUUCGCUGCAAUAUCUUUGCCGCUUUGUCAUCCGACAGUACACGCGGAUAGAUUUGAUUCAGAAACUGCCUUUACCAAACAAAAUGAAAGAUUAUUUGCAGGAGAAGCACUACUGAACAGACUGUAGUGGGAUAUGGUAAUAAAUUGCACUUUUUGUUGAGUGGCGCGUUCUUAAAACAGUUUACAUAUAUGGAGGUCAGGUGAUCAGUUACGUAGGUUGAUCCGAUCUCCCCACAGAAAUAUGCGGUAAAUUUGUUGUUGCUCAGAUUCAGUGUUUUACAUUUUGCAGGUCUUUUCAGAGCAACGUGGUAAGUCCAGAAACUAUUUAGUAUUGGGAUGCCAUGCCUAAUACACAUAUUCGUAUUGAUUAUAUGAAUGUUUUGCAGUAAUGCUAAUACAAAGCUUGGAUUUGAAGAUUGGAUGUUGCAAUAAUGUGCUUCAUUCAUCAAUAGUUUUGCUGUAGUGUAAAGGCCCUUUCACACGGUACGCGGCAGUCGCUAGUGUCUAGUUCAUUCUCAAUGGGAGACAUGCGGAAAGCGGCAAAACGCUGGCGGUUUCGCUAGCAGCGCGGAGGCGGAGCGCAAGCGGUGCUCGUGCACCCAAAAUCCUGCCGCUUCCAUGGGCACGGCGAUUCGUGGCAGGCGCCGCCAAAGAUAAAAAUAUUUUAUCUUUUUGUGAGCGGCAGCCGCGUUGGUUUCAACCAAUCAGUGUACAGAUUACUAAUAACCAAUCAUAGAACAUUUAACUGAACUGCCUAUUGGAAAAAUAGAGGAGAAGAUUGUUUUAAGUGUAAUAGAUUUGCCAGAACUGUGUGAUCCAUCUAAAAUCUUAUACAGAGACAUAAAUAAAAUUAUAUUUCAUUCAAAUUUUUACUUCAAUAGUGACCUCACAGGUACGCUCUUUAAGCAAUUCAUCAAAAACAACUUCACUUGUGCCAAACGAAAAAAGGUAAAUAAUGACAACAAUUAAUGGCAGAAUGACACAAACACAAGUUUCCGUCAUGUUUUACUUAGUUUUUAGUAAAUACAAAGGUGAUGUUGACAAUUGUAACUAUGGCAACGUCCGCUCUGAGACCGCAACGUGACCACCGCCUCAACUGCACAAAACGCUUCCACUACAAGAGAAAGCGGCAGCUGCGCGACGAUUCCACCGCUUGCCGCGUUCUGUGUGAAAGGGCCUUAAAGGUGUGGUCACAUUGGUGAAAUUUCAGCAAAAUUUCGUGAACAAAAGGUUAUUUUCAAUAGUGUAGCGAUGUAUGAAGCACAGCUAUUAGAAGUCACUUUCAAACCAAGCAGUUUUCUGUUGGUCAGUGUGGCGAAUAUGUUGUGAAAUCUGUGUGAGGAAAUCUUUCGCAACUUGUGUGAAAUUCCCAAUCAUGUGGAUUCCUAUUGAAAUGACUGGAUUUUCGCCCAAGAAAAUUUGCCCAACAAUGAUGCAUGUGAUCGCACCUUUACAAGAAAUGUGCUUUUCUCUGGAAAUAUGAUGUCAGCCGCGUUUUUGGCAGGUUUUCAUAGUUUUCCUUCUACAAAUCGGUACUUUUAAUGAAAGUUGCGAAUAUGCUUUUGUUUUGGUGGAAUACAGUUAUCAUGUCGAAUGCUUUAAAGUUCGACAGACAACUUUUGUGAGAGAAUAAGUAUUUAUUUAGGAUUAAUGCUUUACAUUUAUUAGAGGUUAACAGUAAAACAUUUAUUCGUCCGUUGGACUUUUGUAGAUCUGUGCAACAGCAAAUUCGCCACAAAAUAGGACUGUGAAUCAUAUCCAAAACAAAUGUUAUAGAAUAAUAUUUGCAGAAUGCCACAAAUCUGUGAUGUUAUACAAAAAGGGAGCAGGUAGGGAACAAAAGAGGUUUUGUUUUUUAUUUAUUUUGUAGAGUGUGGUUCAUACAGUAUUCUGUUCUGUCUAAAUCAUUUUUGGCUCAUGUACAUUAAGCAAAGGUUUAUUAUGGUUCAUGAACAUCUUAUUUGUUUUGUUAAACAUAAUUUUAAGUAUUUUCAUAUUCUAGUGCUGGAAUUAUUGGAAUUGGUGACAACCUACCCAAACCUAAAAGCACAGUUUUAUAGAGACAUUUCGCUUGUUUAUACUUGAACCUAGGGCUGGACAAUAAUUCAAUAUUUUUUUAAAUGACGGUGAUAUGAUUUUUAAAC